Molecule: messenger RNA, 689 nt
Organism: Oryza sativa Japonica Group (Japanese rice)
Lineage: Eukaryota; Viridiplantae; Streptophyta; Magnoliopsida; Poales; Poaceae
Source: RefSeq, a predicted model, not a curated record
UGGAGAGGUAGAAGUAGACUCUGCAGAAAGGGGAAAAAAACAGAAACCUUCCAGACCGGAGUGGAGCCUCUCUGUCCCGUGGCGGCCAUGUCAGCCGGAAGCGAAAGAGCCCACGCCGCCUUCGCGAGCCCCUCGCCGGUGUCGGGGGCCUUCUUCUCCGCCUCCGGCUCAAUCCUCUCCGGCUCAAUCCUCUCCGGCUCAAUCCUCUCCUCCUCCUCCGCCGCUGUCACCACCACCACCAGCGCGGGUAGGACCCCGUCCUCCUCCUCCGGAGCGCCCACGAAAAAGAAGAAGAAGCCGCCGUUCCGCCCCGUCGCCGACGACACCAAGCCCGUCCUCCGCGACCCGAUAUCUCGGUCGGACCCGGUGGAGACCGAGCAGGCCGUGCUGCGGCUGCCGCCAUUCCCCUAGGGUACAGGUCCGCACGCCGCUGACCGACGAUGUUACUACCAGGGUUCAAGAAUCAGGUAUCGACAUGAUGAUUAGCUCCUACAUUUUUCUUCUGCGCAAGCCUGCCCAUUGUCACUCCUAUAAUUUGCUCAGACUGUGGUAUGUGUAGUGUACUACAGUACACUUGGCUACUCUGCUAAACCCUGUAGACGAAAAAUCACUCUCUUAAAUAUUCAUUGCCUCAUAGGUUCAUCUAUUCCGUCCUGUUUUGUCUGAUAUGUGUGCGAGAUUUGGAACAA